GAGUGAGCUAGUGAGCAAAGAUUGAGGGGGUGAGAGUGAGGGAGUCGGAGUCGGAGUCGCGCCGAGGGGUGGAGUACAGGCAAUUGUCGAGGCUCGCAAACCGCCGGCAACAACAACAACAACUCGACUAAUGUCCGAGGCGACAGUUGAAAUUCUUGAAAUUGCAUACUGAUCUCGCGUGGAUAGUUGCAUUUGAAUGUGAAAUUUAUAUAGGAUGGAUUAGGAGUUGGAAGAGCUCUGGUUUAUAUCAAGUUUCCAGGGUCGGAACCUCUGAAAGAGAGUUUGAGGAGAGAUGAGCUUGCAUCGCAAUCAGACGGUGGACUCGGACCGUGAUCUGCAGUCCUCCGCAUCUUCAGUGAGUUUGCCUUCAGUUAAAAAGGCACCAAAGAAGCGUCGCCUUUCACUUGGGUCUCUAUUUCGAAGGAAAAAGGAGUCAAAACGAAAGUCCAGAGACUUAAAUGGGGGAGUCGAUGGAAUUGCAAGUAUUGAAAGCAUUCAUUCAGAACUUUGUAAUGACAAGAACUCGAUAUUGUCAACCUGUGGCUCUUCUGAAAGUGCGACAGCAUCCACCGACAAACAAAGUGGCGACUUUCUUGAAUGCCCUCUGUGCCUUUCGCAUCAAACUAAGGACAAAUUCCCAGACAUCAUGACUUGCCAGCACAGGUCGUGUGGCGAUUGCUUGCGGCAGUACUUGAGAAUUGAGAUCUCAGAAAGUAGGGUGAAUAUCAGCUGCCCAGAGUGUACUGAAAGAUUCAAUCCCCAUGAUAUCCAGCUGAUUUUAAAUGAUGAUUUGCUGAUGGAAAAAUAUGAGGAAUUUAUGCUGCGCCGUUGGUUGGUGGCAGAUCCAGACUGCAGAUGGUGCCCUGCUCCAGAUUGUGGUUAUGCAGUGAUAGCAUUUGGUUGUGCCAGCUGUCCAAAACUCACCUGCGCAAGGGACGGAUGUGGCACCGAGUUCUGUUACCACUGUAAGCAAAUAUGGCAUCCAAAUCAGACUUGCGAUGCAGCACGGCAACAGAGAGCACAUAGUUUACGGUUAAGAACAAUACGUUCUUCGUCAAUCAGCUACAGUCAAGAAUCGGGUGCAGCAGGUACAGAAAAUUGGACACUUCGGCGAUAUGUUCAGGACGAGAUUACAGGAAGAAAGGGGUUACCCGAAAUAAACAGCCUCCUGGUCAAUCAGUUUUUACCGUCUCGCUCAACAGCAGAUGAUAUUAAACCUUGUCCACGAUGUGCAGCAUAUAUAAUAAAAAUGAAUGAUGGAAGCUGUAAUCAUAUGACUUGUGCUGUAUGUGGUUGCGAGUUCUGUUGGCUUUGUAUGAAAGAAAUCUCCGACCUACACUAUUUAAGUCCUUCUGGCUGCACAUUUUGGGGAAAGAAACCUUGGAGUCGUAAAAAGAAGAUCCUGUGGCAGCUUGGCACGUUAGUAGGAGCUCCAGUAGGAAUAGCACUCAUUGCAGGGAUUGCCAUUCCAGCCAUGAUAAUUGGGAUUCCUGUAUAUGUGGGCCGCAAGAUACAUAAUCGCUAUGAAGGAAAAGACAUUUCAAAGCACAAGCGGAACUUGGCAAUCACUGGAGGAGUAACAUUGUCGGUCAUUGUUUCACCUGUUGUUGCUGCAGUAACUGUAGGCAUUGGAGUGCCCAUUAUGUUAGCGUAUGUAUACGGAGUGGUUCCUAUCUCCCUCUGCCGCAGUGGCGGCUGUGGUGUUUCUGCCGGCACAGGAAAGGGUGUGCGAAUAGAAUUUGAUGAUGAAAAUGAUAAUGUUGGCAGAGGAAAUACAGCAUUGGAUACCACUUUUGUAGUUGAAGCUCGCAAUAACCCCAGCAUUGGAGAGGGAAGUGUCGGAGGCUUAACAGGCAGUUUGAGUGCCAGUGGCAGUCACAUGGACAGAAUAGGUGUCAUACGAGACAACUUGAGUGAAACAGCCAGCACAAUGGCACUAGCUGGAGCCAGUAUCACCGGCAGUCUCUCUGGGAGUGCAAUGGUCAACUGUUUCAAUAGAUUAGAAGUGCAAGCAGAUAUCCAGAAGGAACAAUAUAGUCUCAGUGGCGAGUCUGGCACAGUCAGCAUUGGAACCAUCAGUGAUAAUGCCAGCACGAGGGCCAUGGCAGGAUCCAUUAUCAAUUCCUACUACCCACAGGACAGAGAUGGAAACAGUCUGGAGGUGCAAGUUGACAUUGAAUCCAAGCCCGCAAAGUUUCGGCACAAUAGUGGAAGCAGUAGUGUGGAUGACGGCAGUCGUAACGUAGCCACUUUAACCUCGGCCCCUCUUCCAGAUAACCGAAGCAAUGCUUCCAAAUGGUCCAAAGAAACAACGACUAAAAAAUGCAAAGGCAAAUUGCAGAAAAAAGGCAGUAUGAAGAUAAAUGAAACUCGGGAAGAAAUGGAUGCACAGUUACUAGAACAGAGAAGCACUAAUUCAAGUGAAUUUGAUUCUCCGUCACUUAGUGACAGUAUUCCAUCGGUAGCAGACUCUCACUCCAGCCAUUUCUCAGAAUUUAGUGGAUCGGAUAUGGAGAGCAUGAAAACGUCUUGCAGCCAUGGUUCCAGUGACUAUCACAGUCGGUUUUCAGCAGUCAGUCCCCUACCCGAGGUGGAGAACGAUCGCCUGGAGACAUGUCCAUCACAAUGUAGCCAUCUUGCAUCUGUUGCAACUGGACCGAGUUGUGCAGAAGUUUUGCAGCUGAGCUUCAUCGCGGAGGAGAAUGGUGCUGCAACUUCAGUGCCAAAUAAUGCCAAUGAGGAAACAGAAAAUGCAACUAAUAAUAAUCAGCAGCAACAGAACAAUGCAAUUCAUACGGAAAUUUAACCUUUCAGUGCUGCUGCAGUUUGUAUCAUCAAUGUCAUUAAUCAGUUCUGCUAACAGUUGUUAUAUACCGAUGAAAACUAAUAACAUGAGGGCUGAAACUGGUGAUUACCCAGCAAGAUCAUGGAAUUUGAAGGUCAAAGUAUAGGUGUCGGGGUUAAACGUUAGAUCUGCUUAACAGUUGUCCAGUUCAAUUUUUAAAGGCUGGGAGAACAAGCAGCAGAAUGUUUUGAAAUGCAUUUAUUGGGCAAUAAAUGAUGGUCUAUUUUUCUGCCAUGUGCUAAGAAUAUGUAACUGAACUUGGAGAAAUCCCAAAAUGCAAGCAGAAAUCAGCUGACAGAUAUAUGAAAAAAAAACUGCAUUCUUGUCUGUGGUUAUUCUCUAAUUGAAGAUCGACCCAUUCUCCUUCACUGUUUCCUGGUGCCUUUGGAAAAGACUGUUUAAAACCUGCUUUAUUUGAGGAUAUAUUUAUACUUCUCAAAAAAUACAUGGUGACUACAUUAUACCACGCAAGAAUACUAACAAAAUGGAUGAAAAUUGUGUAUAAUGAAUGAAUUAUCUUAAGAUAUAACCGUAUAUUAGCCUACCAAAGACAGUACUCAGGCUUUAGAAAAUUUUGCGUAACCAUUUGUUUUGACAAAGUAUUCAUAGCAGAUGAUUGCUGCUAGUGCAGUUUGUCACAGAUUGAAAGCACAGUGCAGAAUUUGCACAUUGCUUCGAAGCAUUAAAGAGCGGUAAAGACUAUGGCCUUUUAUACCCCCUUAUGGACCGAGACAGACACUAAUAAAACUCACAAAGGCUAUCCUCGGCCUAAAAGGUGCACUGUUGAACUUCACUUAAAUGCAAAAUUGAGUUAUUCCAAUAUGUUUUGCGCAUUACGCAGUGUGUAUUUGGUUUAUGUUGCCAUGUUGAUAAUGCUUGAAAUUUUAUCCUUAUGAACGGAAGAAUAAAAAAAAUUAACAAGUUGC
Molecule: messenger RNA, 3771 nt
Organism: Leucoraja erinaceus (little skate)
Lineage: Eukaryota; Metazoa; Chordata; Chondrichthyes; Rajiformes; Rajidae
Gene: rnf19a
Product: ring finger protein 19A, RBR E3 ubiquitin protein ligase
Exons: 10
Coding region: 293-2806 (837 amino acids)
Biological process (GO): ubiquitin-dependent protein catabolic process; positive regulation of proteasomal ubiquitin-dependent protein catabolic process; protein polyubiquitination
Cellular component (GO): ubiquitin ligase complex; cytoplasm
Molecular function (GO): ubiquitin conjugating enzyme binding; ubiquitin protein ligase activity; zinc ion binding
Source: RefSeq, a predicted model, not a curated record